ACGGCAGAGGCAGUGCUGGCUAGCUGGCUGGUGAUCACCAGUGAAUUACUGCUCGAUGACAUCCAAAGCAGAAGAACACCUGCAUCCUCGAUGUCGCCAAAUGCCUGCAUGCUCACGUGCCUCUCGCACCUCCAAUGGAAAGGAAGCGACGCGGAUGCAUUCGUGAAUGGUCGGAUGCACGGCUGUAAGGCAAAAAAGAAAUGCGAAGCAAAAACCAAUGGUUGUCCAGGCUCUUCCUUCGCGGGUGCAGGAGCGUCUUGCCGCGGGAUCUGUUGCGAACUCUCCUCUGGCAUGCUCUCCGACGUGUUCGGGAAUGUCUGGACGGUCUUUGGCGUAGCGACUCUGCUCGGAAUCGAACCGAGCAGGUUCUGUUGUUCAGACUACAACAGGCUACUACUAGCGCUUGUGCGCUAAGCCCCCUAGGCUAUCGGUGCGGUAUGCGUGGUAGGACGCGUGCCGCUUUUCAAGUACAAUACGCGUUUUUUUCCGGACUCCGGAUGGAAGCACUUGCCUCUCGAUGCCUACGCAGAUCCCGCAAGGUCCGCGGUUCUAAGUCAAGAUCGACUCCCCCUCGGCUUCAAGAGACGUCAAUAUCGUUCUGGCGGCAAGAAACUCGAGCGAGGGUUGAAGCUGAGAGCGUCGAGGAAGCUUGAGCUACUGCACGUGCUGAGCGUGUCACACGAAGGCGCAAGACUGCUGACAUGCCGGAGUUGAAGUCAAGAGAAGACCGAGGCAAAGGAGAAGAUGAAUGCUAUCAUCACAGGACAGUAGGUGUUCCGUAAGCCGAAGCGGAAGGUACGAUGGACAGCAUCAUGAAGAAGUUGAGCUCACUGCGAAAUGGGCAACUUACUUGCUUCCCGUGCCACUCGUGACUCUCGCCUUCGGGCACACUG
Molecule: messenger RNA, 893 nt
Organism: Ceraceosorus guamensis
Lineage: Eukaryota; Fungi; Basidiomycota; Exobasidiomycetes; Ceraceosorales; Ceraceosoraceae
Exons: 1
Coding region: 201-653 (150 amino acids)
Source: RefSeq, a predicted model, not a curated record